GGUUUGGCAGCAAUUAUCGUUCAGCCAAUCACAGGCGGGCAGCGCUCAAACACUGCGCGCCAUAUUGGCCAUUAACAAGGCGGAGCUAGCUCUUUCUUGCUCUCCGACUAGCUCCCUCUCUCUUGCUCUCGCGCCCAGGUCGUGUGCGUAUGUGCAGUGGUGGUUGUUUUGUUUGAUAGCAUUGGGUGCCCAACUGUGCUGUGAAGUGCAUGUGGCUGUUUUGGCUUUCAUUUGCGCGCAGAUCUUUGAACGGUUCACUGCGUCAACGUUGCGCGCACACGUGACGCCUUUUAAAAAGUCUAAGCAAGUGGCCAAAUUCUAAGUUGAUAUGCAAAACGAGCACACGGCGCUGCUGCCACCGGUGGAGAGCAGCACCAAGUUGGUCAGCAAGCCGUUUCCGAAACCUUUCUCCAUUGAGAGUCUAAUUGCGAAUCAAACACCUGCUGUUGUUCCUUCUUCCAAUGUCGAGCUGGAAAGGGAAAGGGAAAGAGAAACGGAACUGGACCGGGAACGGGAACGGAAUAGUAAUCAAGAGCUGAAUGCACGUGCUUUGGUGGCCAGCUCUGCCCUGGGUCUGGCACAGUUUCCACUUUACAAUCCCUGGCUGCAUGGCUACUUUGCUCAGAAUCACGAACGGCUCACUCAUUUGAUUGCCGGCGGCGGUUACCUGGGCGGGCCCUUUAACGGUAAGGAGUCGCAGCCCCAACUAGCGCCCCCACUGCCACCGCAACCAACGCACGCCUUGGAUGGCCUAAGCCUUAGUCCGACAAAGCCCAAUGAUGCUGAGUUGACGCAUCGUCUGCCAUUGCCGCAUCCGCUGGACACCCGUUUUCUGCCGUUCAAUGCUGCUGCAGCUGCCACGACGACAUCGGAUCUAAGUUAUCGUCGCCUCGCGGAACUUAUGAAUCAGGACUAUGUUCACAACUUAAGCGUACAUGCGCGACUCCAGCACAUGGCCGCUACUCGUGGCCAGGACGAGAGUCAACAUCAGCCACUGGCACUGGCUUCGACGCAGGAACCGUCGUCUCAGCAAUCAUCACCCUCAAAGUCUCAUAGCCCCACGGAGCCAGCGGUUGAUGUGGGCAUGGACGAGGACUACGAGUGUAGCGGUGAUUCCUGCAGCGACAUCAGCCUCACGAUGUCUCCCCAAAACUACGUUGCAGAGCUUGACAAAAGUCGACACGGAGCUUAUACAAACUCGGACAGUGAGGAUUGCAGUGAUGAUGAUGGCGGCCACUCGCGACAUGAGGCCGGCGGCAAGGAGUCCCAAAGCGGUAGCAGCAACAGCUCCAAGUCGCGACGGCGGCGCACGGCGUUCACAUCGGAACAGCUGCUCGAGCUUGAACGCGAGUUCCAUGCCAAAAAGUAUCUCAGCCUAACAGAGCGCAGUCAAAUAGCCACAAGUCUGAAAUUAAGUGAAGUGCAGGUGAAAAUCUGGUUUCAAAAUCGUCGAGCCAAAUGGAAACGGGUCAAGGCCGGACUCACGUCGCACGGAUUGGGUCGGAACGGCAGUGCCAGCGGCACUAAAAUUGUGGUGCCCAUACCCGUGCAUGUAAAUCGGUUUGCGGUGCGCUCCCAGCACCAGCAGCUGGAGAAAAUGUGCCUCAGCGGGCCCAAGCCGGAUCUGCGAAAGAAGCUAUCAACGGAAGCGAUUAGUGGCUUUGAGAAGUUCAAUGCCAGCGCUGGCCCUGCUUCUUCAUCCGUAGGAGUGGGCGUGGCCAUGGGAGUCGGUAUGCCACCGAUUGGCGCACUAGCGUCAAGUCCCGCCGCCUCGCUGGCCCUGGCGCGUAGUAUUUAUUGAGGAAGCACGACCCAAAGUUGCACCAAAAACAUUUUUGUUAACGCUUUUUGCUAAGUUAUCUUUGUACAUACGAAUGGUCCCCCCACCCCCUUUCAAUUUGGCUUAAGUGUAGAGACCAAG
This is a messenger RNA of Drosophila novamexicana, 1921 nucleotides long. RefSeq names its product homeobox protein unplugged (gene unpg). Bases 329 to 1801 code for a protein of 490 amino acids. The transcript has 3 exons. The record is from RefSeq and is a predicted model, not a curated record. Lineage: Eukaryota; Metazoa; Arthropoda; Insecta; Diptera; Drosophilidae. Gene Ontology annotation, molecular function: DNA-binding transcription factor activity, RNA polymerase II-specific; RNA polymerase II transcription regulatory region sequence-specific DNA binding. Gene Ontology annotation, cellular component: nucleus. Gene Ontology annotation, biological process: regulation of nervous system development; regulation of transcription by RNA polymerase II.